Messenger RNA from Colletotrichum graminicola M1.001, 2487 nucleotides. RefSeq lists its product as uncharacterized. Gene Ontology annotation, biological process: regulation of transcription by RNA polymerase II. The coding region runs from base 1 to 2487 and encodes 828 amino acids. The transcript has 5 exons. Gene Ontology annotation, cellular component: nucleus. The record is from RefSeq and is a predicted model, not a curated record. NCBI's taxonomy places the organism in Eukaryota, Fungi, Ascomycota, Sordariomycetes, Glomerellales, Glomerellaceae.
AUGGGGAUGGACCUCGCAAAGCAAGGCCAGAUGGUUCCCAUUCGGGACACGGAGACCGUGGGUGACAUGCCGACACCUUCGGGCCAGUGCUUCCAUCACAAGACACCGAUGCCAUGGAGCCUGAUGGAAUUUUAUGGCGGGGAGCAGCCAUGGGUUCCUUCGGGUAUUUUCGGUGCAUCUCAGCAAGGCCGACCAGCACUUGCGCCGGGUAUUCAGCGACGAACCAACGGCAGCUUCCAGGGCUGGCGGAGCACGCUGCCUUCGGAAUGCGAUACUGCCCCCUCGGGGUUUCCUCCUUCUGAUUCUGGUUAUGAGAGUAGGACCAAACACAGUAUCGAAAACACAUCCGUCUUCAACGAUGUGGACCGCAGCCAAGAUACCCAGAGCCUCUCGGGGCAGGUGAUGGACUAUCACCCCUUCGGCAUAACCCCUACCGAUGGGGGCUGGGACAAUAUGGCUGCAACACCCGUUCCCCUAUCCCAAAGCGGUGCCGUUGGAAGCAGAUUGCUUUGUCCGGACUGUCAGGCUCCUUGCAAGACCAAGUCAGAGUUGAACAAACACAAUCAGCGGCACCGCAAAGCCUACAUAUGCAAUGUCUCCGGAUGUACCCGGAAGGAGGGAUUCGGCACUUUGAACGACCUCGACCGGCACAAAGGCAGUGUGCACCCUGACGUUUUUAACGCAGGCCCGCGGUAUCGUUGCCACAUUGGCUCAUGCCAAACCAAGGACAAGAUAUGGCCCCGGGCGGAUAACUUUAGGCAACACCUGAAGCGUGUGCAUCAUCGAAAUAUCAGCUCUGAGGAUGAUCUUAAUGAAUACUCACUGCAGUCAUCACUACAGAGACCCCAGGAUGCUUCAUUUCAGCAGAACGCGCAAGAUGAUUUGGAAGGCGUAGGCUCGGAGCUUUUCAACUCCUACAACGAGGGUGCCAUGGCCUGGGACGACAGGCCGACAACUUUUGAGGAGAUUCAGCUAUCUCCUCAAGAAGAACCGCCAAUGCCUAUGGACCUCAUCCUCGAUCCAUCUCUUACCAGGACCGAUGGCUCAGCAUCGGGCGCAUCUCUCGAUUCAUCGGAGGGUGAUAUAGCUGCUUCCAAGGCUCAGUUACACAACCAAAUUCCUGGUCUGCUUCAUGAGCCUAGACGCCACGAGUUUGUACAACCCAAGGAAAUCACCAGAGCUCUGUCUCCUAAGGCCGUUGUUGGAGCUAAACGUGAUGGCUCCUAUAGCUUCCGUACGGACCAGCAUCAACGUACUCUUAUCGAUAUUGGCUUAGACCGCGAACCAGAUGUUGCGAUUCCAGAAAGAACCCAGAGCAGGUUUCUUGAUGGUUCUCUAGAAGAUAGCAUGGACUGCGAUGCCGCUACCAAGAAGCCGACUCAUCCAGCCCUGGCCGGAUCCAGCGGGGAGAAACAACCCGUCGAACAAGGGGAGCAGCCGACUAAUCGGUCUCCCUCUUUACUUCGGAACAAGAGCCAAGAAGUCAUAUUCGAUCUUCUUUCGCAGCUGCCCAAGAAUGUCAUUGAGACAUUCCUCAAGAACCAGACAGAAGCCGCCCCUCAGAAACCCGCAUCAGCUCCUAUCAUAACUACCAACAACCAGCAUCAAUGCCCGCACUCUACCUGCCAAAAGGGCUUCAACCGAAAGUGCGAGCUCAAGAAACACAUGAAGCGCCAUGAAAAGCCGUACGGGUGCACGUUUUCCGACUGCAAGAAAAAGUUUGGCAGCAAGAACGAUUGGAAGCGCCACGAGAACAGCCAGCACUUCCAGGUUGAGAUGUGGAAAUGCCACGAGAAACGGGCCGACAAUGAGAGCGAAAGCUGCGGGAAGGUCUGUCACCGCCGGGAGACCUUCCGGAGCCACCUUGCAAAGGAACACAAGAUGAAUGAUGCCGUGCAAGUCGACAGGGCACUCGAAAAGUGCCGCGUCGGACGCAACGGCGAGCCCAGGUUCUGGUGUGGGUUUUGCAGCAAGAUUGUCGAAAUUCCGCAGAAGAGCGCUACCGUCUGGGCCGGGCGGUUCAACCAUAUCGACGACCACUACGCAGGCCGGAAUAACCAACCCAAGAAGGAAUACUCAGACUGGGUAGCUAUUAAUCCAUGCCUGCCCAAGGUCGACCUCACCGGCUCUCCGGAUGAUUCUAGCGACGCGGAAUCGGCCGACGAGGGCCCCGUUGUCGUCGACUCGCAGAAGCCCGGGGGCGAUACCCCCAAGGCUGUAAGCUGCCAUACGAGAAAGAGAAGGCUAAGAGAUGACGACGACGACGACGACGACAACGACGACGACGACGAACAAAAUGGACCUAAGCGCAUACGAACGUACAGGUGGUUGUGCUGCGCAUGUGAAUUUAUGGACGCCGACUGUAAGUUGAAUGACAACUGCAUCAACUUCAACUGCAACCACAGACGGUGCGAUAACUGCGAAGUCCAAUGUGUCACGGUCCGGGACAAAAAGGAGGCCCACCGUUCAGCCAAAAAGCAAACGUAG